This is a messenger RNA of Vigna unguiculata (cowpea), 4806 nucleotides long. RefSeq names its product chromatin remodeling factor CHD3 (PICKLE) (gene PKL). Lineage: Eukaryota; Viridiplantae; Streptophyta; Magnoliopsida; Fabales; Fabaceae. Gene Ontology annotation, biological process: chromatin remodeling. Gene Ontology annotation, cellular component: nucleus; chromatin. Gene Ontology annotation, molecular function: chromatin binding; DNA binding; ATP-dependent chromatin remodeler activity. The record is from RefSeq and is a predicted model, not a curated record.
UAAAAUUUCAGAGCUUGUUUAGUUGUUUUUCCAAAUUUUCGAUAUAAACAGGUUCCGCUUGGCUGUUAAAUCUCGUCACUGUCCUGGUUUCGGUUCCCGCGAAAUUCCGAAACUCCUUUUUCCAGAUCGCCGGAAAAUAUCGCAAUCUACGGAUUUCAAUUAUUUUGGCGGAACAUGAGUAGUUUGGUGGAGAGGCUACGCGUAAGAUCAGAUCGCAGGCCAAUUUAUAAUCUUGACGAGUCAGAUGACGAUGCUGAUUUUUUGCCAAGAAAAUCCGGGACAACACAGGAAAAGUUGGAGAGAAUAGUGAGAACUGAUGCGAAAGAGGAUUUAUGUCAAGCCUGCGGUGAAAAUGAAAAUCUUGUGAGUUGUGAAACUUGCACUUAUGCUUACCAUCCUAGGUGUUUACUUCCACCCCUUAAAGGACCCCUUCCAGACAACUGGAGAUGCCCUGAAUGUGUUAGCCCACUUAAUGAUAUUGACAAGAUAUUAGAUUGUGAGAUGCGACCUACUACUGCUGCUGACAAUGAUGCCACAAAAUUAGGGUCAAAACAAAUUUUUGUUAAACAAUACCUUGUUAAGUGGAAAGGCCUAUCAUAUCUGCACUGCACAUGGGUGCCGGAGAAAGAGUUUUUGAAGGCAUUUAAGACUCAUCCUCGUCUAAAGACAAAGGUGAACAACUUCCAUCAGAAAAUGGCAUCUAUCAAUACUUCUGAUGAUGACUUUGUUGCCAUUCGACCUGAAUGGACUACAGUUGACCGGAUACUUUCUUGCAGGGGUGAUGAUGAUGAGAGAGAAUACCUUGUGAAGUGGAAGGAACUUCCAUAUGAUGAGUGUUAUUGGGAGUUUGAGUCAGAUAUUUCUGCAUUUCAGCCAGAAAUAGAAAGAUUCAAUAGAUUUCGGUCUAGAUCCAGUAAAUUUUCUUCUAGUAAACAUAAACAGAGUGUUAAAGAUGAUACUGAAUUGAAGAAACAGCAGAAAGAAUUUCAACAUUAUGAACACAGCCCUGAGUUUCUCUCAGGUGGUACAUUGCACCCAUAUCAGCUUGAAGGCUUGAACUUCUUACGAUUCUCUUGGUCCAAGCAGACUCAUGUUAUACUUGCUGAUGAAAUGGGGCUUGGAAAAACCAUACAAAGUAUUGCUUUCCUGGCAUCCCUUUUUGAAGAGGGUGUCUACCCACAUCUGGUGGUUGCUCCACUUUCAACUCUGCGAAAUUGGGAACGUGAAUUCGCAACAUGGGCACCUCAUAUGAAUGUGCUAAUGUAUGUUGGAUCUGCCCAAGCUCGUAGUGUAAUAAGAGAGUAUGAAUUUUACUUUCCAAAGAAACAAAAGAAGAUCAAGAAAAAGAAAUCUGGUCAGCUAAUUAGUGAAAACAAGCAAGAGAGGAUUAAGUUUGAUGUUCUUUUGACAUCGUAUGAGAUGAUCAACUUUGACACAACAUCACUCAAACCUAUAAAAUGGGAGUGCAUGAUAGUCGAUGAAGGUCACCGUCUGAAAAAUAAGGAUUCUAAAUUAUUUUCCUCACUGAAGCAAUAUUCUAGCAGGCAUCGUGUUCUCUUGACCGGAACUCCUCUUCAGAACAACUUGGAUGAGCUUUUUAUGCUUAUGCAUUUCCUUGACGCUGGGAAGUUUGGAAGUUUAGAGGAGUUCCAGGAAGAGUUUAGGGAUAUCAAUCAAGAGGAGCAGAUUUCAAGGCUUCAUAAAAUGUUGGCUCCACAUCUCUUGCGAAGAGUGAAGAAAGAUGUCAUGAAGGAAUUACCUCCUAAAAAGGAACUUAUUCUACGUAUUGAGUUGAGCAGCAAACAGAAAGAAUAUUAUAAGGCAAUUUUGACCCGUAAUUAUCAGAUAUUAACUCGUCGUGGUGGUGCUCAGAUUUCUCUUAUCAAUGUUGUUAUGGAAUUGCGGAAGCUUUGUUGUCAUCCUUACAUGUUAGAAGGAGUGGAACCAGAUAUUGAUGAUGCAAAAGAAGCAUACAAACAGCUAUUGGAAUCGUCAGGGAAGCUGCAAUUGCUGGACAAGAUGAUGGUCAAACUUAAAGAGCAAGGACAUAGAGUCCUUAUAUAUUCCCAAUUUCAGCACAUGCUGGACUUGCUUGAAGAUUACUGUACUUACAAGAAUUGGCAGUAUGAGAGGAUUGAUGGCAAGGUUGGUGGAGCUGAAAGACAAGUUCGGAUAGAUCGAUUUAAUGCCAAAAAUUCUUCAAGAUUUUGCUUUCUUCUUUCUACUAGAGCUGGGGGAUUGGGGAUAAACCUUGCAACUGCUGACACGGUUAUUAUAUAUGAUAGUGAUUGGAAUCCUCAUGCUGAUUUACAAGCUAUGGCUAGAGCUCACAGACUCGGACAAACUAACAAGGUGUUAAUUUAUAGGCUUAUAACACGAGGAACUAUUGAAGAGAGGAUGAUGCAGAUGACCAAGAAGAAAAUGGUUUUAGAACACCUAGUUGUGGGGAGGCUAAAGGCUCAAAAUAUCAACCAGGAAGAAUUGGAUGACAUUAUAAGAUAUGGAUCAAAGGAGUUAUUUGCAGAUGAGAAUGACGAAGCUGGCAAAUCCCGCCAAAUCCAUUAUGAUGCUGCUGCUAUUGAUAGAUUGCUGGAUCGUGAUCAAGUUGGAGAUGAAGAGGCCACUUUGGAUGAUGAGGAAGAAGAUGGAUUUCUGAAAGCUUUUAAGGUUGCAAAUUUUGAGUAUGUUGAUGAGGCUGAAGCUGCAGCAGAGGAGGCUGCCGCCCAAAAAAGAGCAUUAGAGAAUGUAAACAGUUCGGAGAGAACACAUUACUGGGAGGAGUUGUUAAGAGACAAGUAUCAAGAGCAUAAAGUUGAGGAGUUUAAUGCCUUGGGAAAAGGGAAGCGUAAUCGGAAGCUGAUGGUUUCUGUGGAGGAGGAUGACCUUGCUGGUCUGGAAGAUGUUAGCUCUGAUGGUGAAGAUGAUAAUUAUGAAGCAGAACUUACUGAUGGGGAUUCAAAUUCCACUGGGACUGGAACUACUACUGCUAGAAGGCCUUAUAAGAAAAAAGCUCGCAGUAUGUGUCAUUUUUUAAGUUUUUGUUUUGAUAUGAUGGGCCUAGAUUAUCUGUUUGUGAUGUUAAUAUUUAAUUUAUUAACAGCAGAUAGCACAGAGCCUCUUCCUCUGAUGGAAGGUGAAGGAAAAGCAUUCAGAGUCCUUGGUUUUAAUCAAAAUCAGAGGGCUGCAUUUGUUCAAAUUUUGAUGAGGUUUGGGGUUGGUGAUUUUGAUUGGAAGGAGUUUACUUCCCGCAUGAAACAGAAGACUUACGAAGAAAUUAAAGAUUAUGGAACCCUUUUCUUGUCUCAUAUCUCUGAAGAUAUAACCGAGUCCUCUACAUUCACAGAUGGUGUACCAAAAGAUGGACUACGAAUCCAAGAUGUACUUGUAAGGAUUGCAGUCCUGCUCUUGAUAAGGGACAAGGUGAAGUUUGCGUCACAACAUCCUCAAACUCCAUUGUUUUCAGAUGACAUCUUAUUACGCUAUCCAGGUUUGAAGGGAGCGAAGAUAUGGAAGGAGGAGCAUGAUUUGGUUUUGUUGCGUUCUGUUUUAAAGCAUGGUUAUGGAAGGUGGCAAGCUAUUGUUGAUGACAAGGAUCUGAAAAUUCAGGAGGUCAUCUGUCAGGAGUUGAAUCUUCCCUUUAUAAACUUACCAGUUCCAGGACAAGUUGGUUCUCAGCCACAAAAUGGUGCAAAUUUGACAAAUGCCGAAGUACCCAACAAUCAAUCUAGAGAAAAUGGUGGAAGUGAUAUACCAGCCGAUGGUGCGCAGGGUUCUGGUGAUGCCAGGAAUCAAGCACAAUUAUAUCAAGACUCCUCCAUAUUAUAUCAUUUUAGAGACAUGCAGAGAAGACAGGUUGAGUUUAUAAAAAAGAGGGUUCUUCUUUUGGAAAAAGGGCUUAAUGCUGAGUACCAGAAAGAGUACUUUGGCGAUCCAAAAUCAAAUGACGAACUUAAAAGUGAACCCAAGGCUCCUAAAUUAGUGGAAACUGACACCCAAAUGAUUGAUCAACUACCGCAAGUAGAAACUAUAGCUACAGAAGAAAUUUCGGCUGCUUGUGAUAGUGAUCCUAAUCGAUUGGAGUUAGUUCGUCUUUACAAUGAGAUGUGCAAGAUAGUCGAGGAAAACCCCAUGGAUGUGCAAGUUCAAACUUCUUUGGCAAGAGAACCAGCAGAGCUUCAUGUAGGGAAGAAUUUCUCACCACUAGAAACCAUUUGCAAAGACAUCAACAGAAUUCUAACACCCACAGAAGAACAAUCUGCUGCGGAUAUUCCAAUGUCAAAUUCAGAGAACAAAUCAGAGGUUAUGUCGCAGAGCGAGAUUUUGGGCGCCAAAUCACUGCCAACCCCUCAAGACUCCGCAAACAAUGAGAGUAAAGAUAUGAUAAUAGAAUCUGAACCUAUAAAAGAAAGCUGCUCAAGCCUGGUAAAAGAUACGAAUGAAAUACAGACUCUUCCGGACAAAGAGAAAAGUAAUACUAUAAUGGAUGAAACUAUGACUGAUGCUCAGUAGAAUGAUAACCCAGAGAAAUAGGAUGCUGGGGCAUUGUAAUGGAUGAUGGUUAAAUGCAAAAGUAGAAAGAUAUGUAUUGUACCGUGUAAUCUAGUCAACCUUGUUUUAGUACAUUAGAAAUGAAGUGAAUUAUAAACAAAAGUCACUAUAACAUAUAGCGGUAGUGGUUAAAUCCCUUGCCACUAACUCGGUUAGAAAUUGUUCUUCUUUUUCUACGUAUUGUUGUUUAGACGAAUUUAUAUUUAAAGGAGUUGAAGAGUAUGAUCAAUUGUAUACUACACGGCACGUUACCCUUCA